This is a messenger RNA of Procambarus clarkii (red swamp crayfish), 3733 nucleotides long. NCBI's taxonomy places the organism in Eukaryota, Metazoa, Arthropoda, Malacostraca, Decapoda, Cambaridae. The record is from RefSeq and is a predicted model, not a curated record.
UCACCUGGACGUACAGACUGGCUACUUGCUAUGAUGACAUUUGUAAAAAGGUUGGCAACUCGCAUCCUUCAGCUGGGCAGGAGAUGACGUCAUAGUUUACCCAACCUGCCGGCGUGACUCAACAGUGACGUCAUGAGAACGGUUGGUUGGUAGCCUAGGGUCCAGCUCAACUGGCAAAGGAAACAUCUUGCACUGACUGGACACCCAGCUGGGUCUCAUCACGAUUGAGAGGGCCACCAUCUCUAGUGGUUUCGAUAGGGGACAGGAAGCCGGCGACUUGUCGAAUGUCCCCCAUCCCCUUACGAUAGUCACGAACACAAAUACAGAUGUGGAUGCCCAAUACCCGCUUCUAAUUAGCGAGCGCCUCCAUUGUGCAAGCAGUCGGCGACGCCACGAGAGGAAGAAUGUAGUGAGGAAAGGCGGUCUCUGGGGUGUGUGUGUGGCAGGGCCCCAGGGAAGGAUUGACGCCACGCAUCAGGAUAAUAUUGUGGAGGUGGUGACGGAGGCGGUCGGCGGGCGCCCGCUUCCUACAGUGUGGUGUUAUCCUCCAUCGUUGUCACCCCCUGCACCGUCACCAGGGUGUACUAGGCUAACUCACCGCGCCAGCCUCCCGCCAGGAUGACACUGCUAAGCUUCUUACGACGACGUGUGUUGGGUAAAGCCAGCUCCAUUAUUAAGCGUGUGGUGGUGCCGGCCGUGGGCGUGGUGCUGGUGCUGCGGCUGCUGACCUCCCAACCCGCCCACAACCCUCCACACCCCACCAACCUCAUCCUGCCAGGCGAGGCCAUCGACCCAAUCUUCGAGAAGCAGGUGGGGAUAGGUCACACCAGCAUGGUCAGGGGUCACCACAAGGAGCCCCUGGAGGGCCUGCCAGUGGUGCCCCAACCCUCCCCCGUCCUCCGUGACCACCCCCCUCCCCCCAUCCCCCCACCUGCCCAGCCACCUGCCCUGCCCACCAGUAACAGCCAUCGGGCGACGGGGAGUAAUGGGAAGGAGAGUAGUGGCAAGAAGAGCAGUGGCAAGAAGAGCAGUGGAAAGGCCAAGCCAUCAUCAUCCUGGUCACUAGCCUCCGCCAACAUCACCGACAGCCACAAGGUGCGGUUCAAAGGUCACGCCAUCACCAACCAGACGGUGACCUUGACACUCAUGUCCAGCUCUGACAAGGUGUUCAUGUCACUCAACAAAAGAGAGAUUUACAGGAACCUCGGAGACCGUGGGUUGCACGUGGUGGUGAUCAACCAACACUCCGGGAAGGUCAUGGCCCGCCAGGUGUUCGAUACUUUCUCCGCCGGCGUCGAGGAGGAGAUGGUCGAGUUCAUUGAUGAUGUUCGCGACGGCAGGAUCAUCGUCUUCGCCGUGCUGGACGAGGCCAGCAAAAACCUAUCGUGGCGAGGCAGGAACAAGCUGAAGGAGCUGGGGUCGCGGUGGUCGGACAAGCUGGCCUACCGAGACAUGUGGGCCCUCGUCACCAGGAAGGGAGGUCUCAAGAUGGCGGAGACCUACUCCAAUGUGGCCACAGCCGACACGGGGUACGAGUGGGGUGGACCCGUCUUCCUCAGGACCGACUUUGAUCUCGAGGAAGAGGAUGGAGAGUGUGGGUGGCCCGAGAACGAGCGUAACGACGCCAGGCGGGUCUUCUGCAGCAGGUACGACGGCUACGGUGCCAUCUGUGACUGCGGUGUCACCAGCUGGAGUGACGUCUUCUUCCACGCCGACGACCAGUUACACCAGCAGCUGUCACAGAAGAAGCUGUAUAAGGACUUAGGAGUUGUCAUCCUAGCAUCAGACAGACCUCAUUACCUCUAUAAGACGCUGAAGGCGGUGUGGGAGGCGCCUGGGGUGAACCGCGAGCAUGUGGCCGUGUACGCUGACGCCCACCGGCGGGAGAUUACCGCCGUGGCGAGGCUCUUCGGGGUCCACCUGGUGGUCGAGGCUCAGCGCGGCAACUCCUCCAAACAACACAUCAGACACAAGGUCCAAAGGGUGUUCAGGGAUGUGCUGGGGGCCAAGUUCUCCAGCGACACAAUGCCUGAGGGCAGCCUACCCGACGACACACUACCUCCCUUCUCCUGCAGUUACCUCCUGCUGCUGGAGGACGAUAUACAGGUCUCCAUCGACAUCUUCAAGUUCCUGUAUGCUGUGUCCCCGGUGCUGGAGAGGGACCCCUCGGUCCUGGCCAUCUCCUCCUUCAACUACUUCGGGUACAGAGACGUGGCUAACUCCCUCACUACAGUGUACCGGACCAGUGAACUCAACCCCUUGGCUCUCCUCCUCCCAGCCACCACCGUCCACCAGUAUCUCGCCCCCAAGUGGCUUGUGGCAAAUGCUACUAAGGAAUGGUACAACCCGCUUGAAGAGGCUCUGAAAGCAGUACCUGGGAGGGCGCUACUGUACCCUGAAGUGCCUCGGGCACGACACAUGGGGUACCGCGGGGUGGCCAUCGAUGGGGGCAUCCAACACAACUUCUUCAGGGACCACGUUCUCGCUCUCACCACCGACUACGACCUGUCUGACGCCGAAGUUCUCAAGUUGGAGUCUACCCAGUACGAAGCGAGGCUUCUUCAGACGUUGAAGAAUUCAGAAACCAUCAGGUUUGACUUCUGUAAACACGAUCUCCUCUACAAAGAGAAUCCACUUGUGAUAUACGUGGCCUACAACGGCAGUCGUAGUGACGAGGCCAGCAUCACCUACAUCUUCGGGUGUCUUAGAACAUGGAGCCUGUACGCGGAGGCUGGGUGGAGGGGGGUGUGGCAGUUUCACUACCACGGCCACUGGCUUAGUGUAGUUGCUGUCCCACUCUCACCGUACAGCUAUUUGAAGCCCACCGAUUACGAAGUUGUGACAGCCCCGCCCACCACCACCACCACGCCUGCGCCACCCUCUUCACGCUCCACCACCACCACGCCUCCUCCCUCGUCCUCCUAGACCUCAGACGCUGCUCAUAAAGAACUACGCUCAUUCAAGACUCCCAGGAAUGUAUAUACACCUAGAGAUGUACCUCUUUUCUCUGCGUAUAUACCCUGAAAGUUCAUUUCAAAACUGAGUUUAGGACUAAAGUAUACUUGCUGUUCGGGCAGUAAGGUUUAUAAUUUGUAGCGUUAAUAACCCUCCAGAGGUUAACAUGUUUAUUAAACCCCAACACCACACAGCAAGACACAUUGAGGCCACGGCAAGCUUACAGUAACUCUGCUCUGGAGACUGGUAUCGACUAAGUCGUACAGUGUUAUAGUCCAGGGGAUUUAUUAAGAAAUACCAGGAACUCAAGAUCCACAAAUUAAAACACGAAAUAAUUCGUGUUCCCCAGAGAUAGAUAUGCAAAGGAGAACAUCGGUAGGAGCCAUGAGGAGGAUUCGAACCUGUGCUCUGGGUGCUUCCAAGCAAAAUCCUAUUCAUUUUCUCGUUGAGACAUCAUGAAAAUGUGAUCUGUUUGUGCAGAAAUGCAACUGUAACUUGCAGGCAAAAUAAUGAAGUGUGAGUUAAAAACAAUUUUGUUAAUAAAUUAAUGAACUAAUUUAAACCCAGAGUAAGAUUCUAUUUUGAACUGCAGGUGGUUACUCAUUAAUAGCCCUAAGACACUUGUAUAUUUUCCAGGUAAUUUAAGAUCAAUGUAGAUUUCUUGAUAAUUGAAGCACAGUAAUAUAGUGAUAUAUCUAGCAAAAAUCAUAGUAUACAUGUUAAUACGUAUGCAACAUCUCCAUCUUCUUGACGGUACCACAAUAAAAAUUUGUAUGGA